Molecule: messenger RNA, 2025 nt
Organism: Arachis duranensis
Lineage: Eukaryota; Viridiplantae; Streptophyta; Magnoliopsida; Fabales; Fabaceae
Product: serine/threonine-protein kinase RIPK-like
Exons: 5
Coding region: 187-1374 (395 amino acids)
Biological process (GO): protein phosphorylation
Molecular function (GO): protein kinase activity; ATP binding
Source: RefSeq, a predicted model, not a curated record
UUAUUGUAAGGUAGUAGGUGAAUGUGUAUAUACUAUAUAAAUUUCUCAGCCUUCACUUAUUUUUUAUAUUCAAUGGUCAUCAAUCAUAUCCCAACUUCUAUCUAUGUCCUGUUCCUAAUUCCAAAGAAGAGGUAGUAGUUGUUAACAAUUAUUUGAUACAUUACAUUACAAGGUUUUUGUUUUAGUAUGAGUAGUAGUACUAAGAAGACAACAUGGAAAUCUAUGAUGUUGAUCCUAAGUUGUUGCAAUUGCAAGAGUGAAUUCAAUUUGGAAAUGGAGGAAGAAGAAGAAUCAGAGAAGAAAAAAUUGAAACAAGGUUCAUUCCAGAGGCUAUGUUUAUCAGAUGUAAGCAAUUCAAGUUCAUCACAAGCAAUUGAAGAUCUUUCAGUGUCACUAGCUGGAUCAAAGCUUUAUGCAUUCACACUUGAGGAGUUAAGAGAAGCAACAAACAAUUUCUCAUGGAGUAACAUGCUUGGUGAAGGUGGUUUUGGUCCUGUUUACAAAGGCUUCUUUGAUGAUAAACUUAGGCAUGAUUUGAAGCCUCAAACUGUUGCUGUUAAAAGAUUGGACUUAGAAGGCUUGCAAGGUCAUAAGGAGUGGCUGGCAGAGAUUAUAUUUCUGGGGCAGUUAAGACAUCCACAUCUUGUUAAGUUAAUUGGUUAUUGUUAUGAGGAUGAAAACAGGCUUUUGGUGUAUGAAUACAUGCCAAGAGGAAGCUUGGAGAAUCAACUCUUCAGAAGGUACUCUGCUGCCAUGCCAUGGUCAACAAGGAUGAAAAUUGCAUUAGGAGCAGCAAAGGGAUUGGCCUUCCUUCAUGGAGCAGAUAAACCUGUAAUAUAUAGGGAUUUCAAAGCUUCAAAUAUCUUACUAGACUCGGAUUUUACGGCGAAACUGUCGGAUUUCGGUCUGGCUAAGGAUGGACCUGAAGGGGAAGACACACAUGUAACAACAAGAAUCAUGGGAACACAUGGCUAUGCUGCUCCUGAAUACAUCAUGACAGGUCACCUUACAACCAAGAGUGAUGUGUAUAGCUAUGGAGUUGUUCUAUUGGAACUAAUAACAGGAAAAAGGGUAGUGGACAAGUCCCUCACAAACAGAGGAAAAAGCUUGGUGGGGUGGGCAAGGCCUAUGUUAAGAGACUCAAAGAAAUUGAAGCAAAUCAUCGAUAAAAAAUUGGAAGGUCAAUUCCCCAUGAAAGGUGCCAUGAAGGUUGCUUCUUUGGCUUAUAGAUGCUUAUGUCACCAUCCAAAUCCAAGGCCUACUAUGAGUGAUGUUGUCAAGACAUUGGAGCCACUCCAAGACUUUGAUGAUAUUUUCUUGCGGCCAUUUGUGUAUGUUGCCACUAAUCAAAAUGGUAACAUAGAUACAAGGUAGCAUGGUAUAGAUAACAUAGAAGAAGAACAGGUUCAAGAAAAUUAAUUUCUGAAUAUAUGUAUAAAAGUUCUACACUUGUUCUUGAUUUUGACACUUAUAAUUGUUGAUAUAGUCAAAUAUUCAAAAUAAACUAUAGUAACACAUUGUUGAAUGUGAGGGUCCAAAAUAUACAAGAAAAUUUUGACCCUUACACUCAAUGAUAUGUUAUAAAAUCACUAAGUAAGUUUGACUAUAUUAAUUAUUCUAUGAUAUGUCAUUCAUGAAUACAAGUGUAGAAUGUUUUAUACACAUUGUAUGAAAACUUAUAAGAUGUAACAUAUAGCAAAAAGUAAAUUAUUAAAAAAAAAACAAAAGAAAGAAGAAAGAAAAUGAUGUGUUUAUUUAUUAUUUGAUUUUGUAAAGGACAGUUUUAUCUCAACAAUUUGGGAGCGGCAGCAAGUGAAUUUUGUUACUGUCUAAGGUGGACUUAGUACUACAAAACACUCUAUACCAGAAAAAUUGUAGUAAUAACAUUGGAAACCAAGUUGUCAUUAAGUGGCAAUUGAGGUUCAAAGAUUUGGUUAUGUAUACAACAAGCAAGCACUUGAAGGAAGUGUUUGUUCAUACUUUUACUAAUUACUUGCUAUCAGUUUGACAAUUUUAAGGUUAUUA